Grosmannia clavigera kw1407 is the source of this 2172-nucleotide messenger RNA. Its product is annotated as spindle poison sensitivity protein. The record is from RefSeq and is a predicted model, not a curated record. Gene Ontology annotation, molecular function: metal ion binding; ubiquitin protein ligase activity. Lineage: Eukaryota; Fungi; Ascomycota; Sordariomycetes; Ophiostomatales; Ophiostomataceae. Gene Ontology annotation, biological process: protein polyubiquitination. The transcript is spliced from 2 exons. Bases 1 to 2172 code for a protein of 723 amino acids.
AUGCCAGCCUCGAAUCUUCCAGACUUCCGUCAUACGCGAUCCGCCAGCCUCACCAAGAUCUCUCCCCCCAACGGCCACCACCUCCAGGACCCUCUCAGUCCAAUGGCUACACAGAGAUUCGACGGGCCUCGAAGCCCUCCUAAUACCGCCCAUGUGCCGUGCAAGUUCUUCCGUCAGGGCGCAUGUCAAGCAGGCAACUCUUGCCCCUUUAGUCAUGACAUCGGCGCAGCCACCGAAACGGUCUGCAAAUAUUUCGCAAAGGUAACUUACGUUCUUUCCGCCCGUCUCGCCGAGUUUUGGCAAAGACCGCCGCUCGACACGCCUUUCCCUACUCCCAACUGCUCUUUGUACCUAUCACCUCCAAAGGUCCUUCUGCGUGCCGUGUUCCCGUCGUACAAAGCAGUUGACGGUGGUGGCACUGCUUUGUUUCUCUCCUUCCACUCCUCUUCGGCUGCAUGGCACAUUACUGACACACGUCUUUGGCCUCAGGGAAACUGCAAAUUUGGUCCUAAGUGUGCCAACAUCCACGUCCUUCCCGAUGGCCGCCGCGUCAACUACGGCAAAAAUGGCGUCACCAUCGGCGCCGCUCCCCUUGGCCUGGGCAACCGCAUCAACCCGGCCGCAUAUCUCCAAUCUUCCAACAGCGCCUUGACAAACUCGUUUCUACACGCCAAUGCCGGGACCGCCCAAUCCUCGUACCCCGCCAACCCCCCCUUUUCUACCGGUGCUGCCGGUGAAGACCGGUUCCACUCCCAGUCGAACCCGCUAGGCCGUCAGCCCAGCAUGGAUGGCGGUCUGCCCACCAUCGACACCACUUAUCCGUCGAAUCCUGCGUCAGCUUACGGCUCUCCACCAGGCGCUGGCCUUGCCGGCCUCGAGGACCCCAGAGCAGGAUUGGGUCUGUCGCCUGUGAACGUCAAGGUGCUUUCUGUUUUGGACGCACCGCUGCCGGCUUCAUUUGACUCCAACGGUAUAUCUCACGCGGCUCGUUACGGCCCAUGGCCUGCGUCAGUGCCUUCAAAGUUCGGUCUCGAAUCGCCAACUCCCUCUCUGCACAACGCAAAAGACGACCGCACAUCUGAGACCUUAAAAUUGCUCCACACAUCUGCGUUCGGCAGCAGUGACCAUCUCUCCGCUGGUCUACUUCCGCCCGAUCAUAGCAUGGGAAGCAGUCCGACUGCCCUGGGCGCUCACGAGGAGUUCUUCGGAAAGCGCGCUAUGCACUCCAGCUCGCUUCGCUACUCUAAACCAAGACUUUUGAGCAGCAGCGUACCCAAGGUGGACCGCGAUUGGGAUAACGAAUUUCUUUUCUUGGAGGAAGACUAUGUGCCUGGCACCCUUGCCAACGAGGUUCUUACCCCGCAAGAAAAAGCCCGCAGGGGCUCUCUGCGCUUGAACGACGGCGACGGUCUGUCCGAGACACCUGUCACCUCUAACCCAGCCUCUGCCAAUGCGACAAAAUUCGGCAGUCCUGUUGGCGCUGCGGCCGCAAGUCCGAGUCGAUGGAGCCCGUGGUUCCAGCAGCGACAGCCGCCCCGCAGCGAUGACGAGCCGGAGUCCGGUAGCCUAAGCCGGUCGAUGAAGCACGCCGCUUCCGCCUUUGGGCACGUGGGCAGUCCCCUGCGCAACUCCAGCCUAGCAAGCAACGGCGAUCUGGAUGGGCACAACAGCGAUUUUUUCUCCCGCAGCAUCUCUCAAUCGGCCACUGUCAACGGCAGCGAAUCGCUUUCCGUUCUCACCCAGCAGCUGCAACGAACUCGACUCAGCGAUGACGGAAGCAGCGCGCACAGCCUUAGACUACACCCGAACGCGGCAAGAAAUCCCAGCGUCUCGUUGAACACAAUAGCGGCGGCUGGUAUCAUCGGUCGAGAUCGCAGCGAUCGCGACAGAGGCUUUGAGCGCCAUGUAAGCAGUGGAUCUAUUGGCUCGUCCGCAGCUGGUCGAUUCCCGACAAUUAUCGACGAGGAGGAUCCCGCAUUCCUUUUCAGCAUGGAGGAAGAGGAUGAGGCUGCGUCACAGGUGCGGACCCCCAAACGGAAAUCUGUUGGCCUCGUUUCUGGCAAUGGCGCUGCGGGCAGCAGCCUAUGGAGCUAUGCUGGAAUAGUGUCCGGGAAAGAUGCAGCGAAAACUCAUGAUUCUUCAAACCCGGUCGAGUCCAUUGGAGGUCGUUAG